GUCAGUGCCUGAAUCUCUGUCACCAUUAGGCAAAACUUCAAAUGCCUGCUCCGAAGCAGAUAGAUGCCCGCUCGUCCUUCUCAUUCACGUCGUUCACUCCAGUUGAUGUUAUUUCCAUGGUUCUCUCAUUCAUCCAAACCUAUUCAAGUCAGGUCCCAUUGGUCGGUAAAUAGCCAAAACAACCGGUCAUACAUACAGUCUCUCCGGCUCAUCGCGUAAAUGCUCUCCUGACAUAGCCAGCCAAUCCCCACUCCCUUGACCGAAAGCUUCCCUCCACGGCAACCUGCAAUUUUUCGCCAUCUCAUCCGCCCAUGUCACUCUGGCUUAUCAUCCGUAACUCCCUCUCCAGUUGGCCACUUGGCCCAAAGCACACCAAGCCCCAUCCGGCUGCCUGAUCUAUCUUCUUGUCUCGUCUUCCGGUCGUUCUGCCGUACCGUAAUACGCCAUCCGCUCAAAGUUCCAUCGCAUGCACCACGCACGAACUGCCCAUUUAGCCUCAAUAUCAGUUCGUUAUUUUGACCCGAUCUCCUCUCAAUUGGUCUUCAGAACCCAUUUGCUAUCUCUUUGACGUUCGUUUAGGAAAUCCAUAUUGGCCGCACCGUGUAAUUCCGCGCCCUUUCGAGAAGGCUUGCUUGCACGGGUGAGUCUGCCUGUACUAGCAGGUUCCUCACUCCCUUCCCCUCAUAUUUGUCUCUAUUGUAUCUCAAGUGAUCGUCCAUGGCGGUCAUGAUCAUCAAACCCCAGUGGCGUUUCCGUCAUGGUUAUCACAUCAAGCCAAAUGACCAGAUUGGUCGCAACCGUUCUUCCACUGUUGACAAAACACAUACGCAAUCUGCCAGAUGCAUUCUUCCGCCUUGGCAACCUUCGGCGUCUGGGUCAUCAUAUGGGCGUACCGGCUCUGCUCUCGCCUCGUGCCACAAUCAUCUUGAGCCAAUGUUAUUGCCUUCAGAGCUGCUCUCGAAUCUUCUGCUUGUUGUCUGGCAUCGCCAAGAAUGACUAACCGAAAACAACGAUAUCUUGUGUCUGCUAUUGCAUUUGCCCACCUUUCUCUCCUGGUCGGUUACCUGCUAUUUCCAUUUUCCAUUAUAUCCUCUUUCGUCACAACCGAAGCUACUUUUUUAGGAAGUCAUCCUCCGAGUACUUGCUACAUGAUGUAUGCAACGAUUAUCAGCAUGGCUACCCUUAAAGACGUGUUACUCCCGAUGAAAAUUUCAUGAUUCGUCCGUCGGUGUGGACUCUGACAUUUCCUUGCCUGAUCGGAUGCCUGGAUCAACAUCAUGCGCUGGCCAACCGCAACCCUCAGUGCUGUGACACUCACAAGCUUCGCUACUGCCCAGGGGCAGUCAUCGUACUGCGAUAGCCUAGGCCGUUGUUUCGCUUCGUAUACGAACGAUGGUGGCAUUACGUAUGGAAUCGCUAUUCCCAACGGAGCCACUCCAGGCCAGCCAUACGAUGCUAUUCUUCAAGUUACCGCACCUGUAGAGGUUGGCUGGGCUGGAUUGGCCUGGGGAGGCUCUAUGACAUACAAUCCCCUGACUAUUGUGUGGGUAAACGGCGACGAUGUGGUUGUCUCAUCCCGGAUAGCCUUCGGCUACUUUACCCCUCCGCCUUAUGAGGACGCCGAGUACACCGUUCUCCCCGGCACCGUCGUCAACACCACUCACUUCUCGGUCACGGCUCUGUGCAAGGGAUGCACAUACUGGGCGCCAUUCGGCAACGACCCGACAUCCCUGGACCCCAACGGAGAGAACUACCUGGCCUUCGCUUACUCGGGCGUGCCCGUCGACGACCCCGCGGCCAAUGACACCACCUUCGGCAUUCACGAGCGUGUGGGACACUGGAUGCACAACUUCGAGCCCGCACAAGCUCCCGAAUUUGAACUCUGGGCUGGCGGUGAUGCCGGAAACGGCCCUCCAUUUAGCACAGUGACGCAGACCACGUUGUUGACGACCUUCUCAACAUCGACAUUCCGUAGCACCACCACUUUACAGACCACCGUCACCAGUACAGGCUUCCCUCCCGCUGGCAGCACCACUACUACGGCCUCAACUUCGCGUCCCACGGCGACCCCAACCUCGUCUGCCGCCGCGUCCAGUGUUCCCGUGCUGCCCAUCCCUAGUUCGUGCUCGGGCGUAAACCCCUUCAGAUUCGGAUAUCAAACUGCCAGUGGCUGGAGAGCCGUCAAGUUGGCGGGGUCUCUCACCGGCCCUCGAGGUGUAGCGGUCGACUCAGAAGGCAACUUGCUCGUCGUACAGUCCGGCAAAGGUGUCACGAUUCACACCUUUGGGUCCGAUGGCUGUGUUUUGUCAUCAAAGACGCUGAUCAGCAAUCCCUCGCUUAACCAUGGAAUCGGCUUCACGCCAGAUGGUAAGACGCUGUAUGUCAGUUCCAUGACUACAGCAUGGUCAUACGUUUACGACGCAAAGGCACAGACAGUUGGUGGGCAGACCGUUGUGGUCAAGAACAUGCAACAGGGAGGUCACCCGACACGCGCCCUGCUUAUCCCGCCGGCGACGCCGCAUCUCCUCGUCAUACAGCAGGGGUCGUAUAACAACUUUGACUACGAGUCCCUCAACAAGGCUGUGGCCCGCGCCGUGGUCAAGGUCUUCGACAUGCGCAGCGUCCCUUCUGGUGGUUAUGCCUAUGCCUCUCAAGGAUGGCUUCUGGGUUACGGUCUGCGUAACGAAGUUGCUCUUGCGGCCGACGGAAACAAUGCCAUCUGGGGCGUAGAAAACAGCGGCGACGACUUCACCCGCACAGUCAACGGUCAGAGCUACGACAUCCAUAACGACAACCCUGCUGAGGAACUCAACUUGCUUGGCGACCCUUCCAAGCCAAACGAGCAGUGGUAUGGUUACCCGACUUGCUUCUCCGUUUGGGAACCUUCCGUCAUCACCGACAAGAGCUUUACCGUCGGCCAGCAAUUCGUCGUCGCUCCCAACAGUACCUUCAACGACGACACUUGCACUCAGCGGUCUGUUGCUCCAAGACUCUCGAUCCAAGCUCACAGCGCCCCCAUCGGCGCCGCUUUUGACAAGACUUUCCAGAAUCUCUACAUGACACUACACGGAUCUUGGAACAGGUCACCUGCAACGGGCUUCAAGGUCUCAUCGAUUCCGUUUACCAGACUCCCAAAUGGAAACUACGACCCCGUUGCGGCGGCGAACUCCAAAACCGGUUACACAGAUAUCUUUUGGAGCACCAAUGUUGGUAGCUGUACAGGCUCGACUUGCUUUCGCCCUUCUGGCAUCACCUGGGACCGCUCCUUCUCAAGGUUGUUCGUCGCCAGUGACAACACUGCUGAAGGGGAACUGUUCAUGCUCGUCAAGUCUUGAGUCUUGCUUCCACUGCCUUGUUCAGGGCACAACAAAGCUGUUGUUUUGCUCUCUACUGUUGCGGUUACUUGCAACUGAGCGACCAACCUGGCGAUAGUAACACGAAUUGCAGUUGUAGUUGAAUAAGUUAUAUGGCAUGUGAAAUUCCGC
Messenger RNA from Colletotrichum destructivum, 3485 nucleotides. RefSeq names its product Putative soluble quinoprotein glucose/sorbosone dehydrogenase. The transcript has 5 exons. Lineage: Eukaryota; Fungi; Ascomycota; Sordariomycetes; Glomerellales; Glomerellaceae. The record is from RefSeq and is a predicted model, not a curated record. Bases 1278 to 3335 code for a protein of 685 amino acids.